This is a messenger RNA of Lachnellula hyalina, 1578 nucleotides long. RefSeq names its product Efflux pump (gene terG). The coding region runs from base 1 to 1578 and encodes 525 amino acids. Gene Ontology annotation, cellular component: membrane. The transcript is spliced from 3 exons. Gene Ontology annotation, molecular function: transmembrane transporter activity. NCBI's taxonomy places the organism in Eukaryota, Fungi, Ascomycota, Leotiomycetes, Helotiales, Lachnaceae. The record is from RefSeq and is a predicted model, not a curated record. Gene Ontology annotation, biological process: transmembrane transport.
AUGUCUGUAUCUACAGAAGGUAAGGGCAAUCCCGAACUGCCAUUCAAGGAAUCAUCAUCGUCACAAGAUUUCGAGGCUGCGCAGCCUUCGAAAGGAGAUUAUGUCUACCCCGCCGAUGCCUACUCAAUGCCACGGCAAAUUCUAUUCAUCGGAACUGUAUGUAUGUCCAUGUACACCAAUCAGCUGGGCUUGUGCAACACCCUAACCACGCUCAAAAUAAUCGGAGACUCUUUUGGAAUCAGUAAUCCCGGUCAAUUGUCAUGGUUGAUUGCUGGCUAUAGCUUAACUAUCGGCACGUUCAUCCUACUUGGUGGACGCCUUGGCGAUGAGUAUGGCAACAAGAAAACGUUUGUGCUGGGCAUGAGCUGGCUUUCCUUGUGGAGUUUGGUGGCAGGACUCUCCGUCUAUUCCAAUCAUGUGCUCUUCAUCUUUGCUCGCGUCUUCCAGGGUCUGGGUCCUGCCUUGACUUUACCCAAUGCUCUCGGUAUCUUUGGCAAGUCUUUUUCCGAGGGCCCGCGAAACAUGGCCUUUGCAUGGUUCGCCGCAGCAGCGCCAUUUGGCGCCAUGACAGGUCUCAUUUUUGGCGCCCUCUUUUCCAUGGCUUGGUGGCCAUGGAUUUUCUGGAGUCAGGCUAUUGGUGUCGCUUUCGUAGCUGCCUUUGCUGCAUGGACAAUACCAGACAUGCCUGUACAAAAGGAGCAGAUGCGACCGCUUCGUCAAAAGCUGGACCGCCUGGAUCUUCCUGGUGGUGCAGCUGGCGUGAUGGCCCUGGUCUUGUUCAACUUCGCGUGGAAUCAGGCCGUGGUCGUUACUUGGCGGGAACCCUACGUCUAUGUGUGCUUGAUCCUCAGUUUCUUUUUCGGUGCACUAUUCUUUUACAUUGAGAUUUACCGAGCCCGCCAUCCAAUUCUACCCAUCGCUGCCUUUACUUUGGAUAUUGUCUUCGUUUUCGCAUGCACGGCAGCAGGCUGGGCCACAUUUGGCAUAUGGCUCUUCUACGCCGUACGAGUAGCCCUUGAUAUAGGUGGCCAAACUCCUAUUCAGUUGGCAGCAUGGUUUACUCCUAUCCUUAUUACCGGAGUAGUUUCAGCUUUGGCGGUCGGCAAAAUAAUUAGCAAGGUUCCUGCCUCUUAUAUUAUGGUAGUUGGACAGGUUGCGUAUUUGGUCACAUCCAUUCUGAUGGCCUUACGGCCUCCAGAAUCGAUUUAUUGGACCUACUUCUUUUUCGGCACCAUCAUCGCCACUAUCGGAAUGGAUACAUCGUUGCCUGCUGCCAUAAUGAUUUUUGCAAGCGUAGUUCCCCGGCAAUACCAGGGCAUGGGAGCCAGUAUAGUCAUGACCAUCGUUAACUACAGCAUAUCACUUGGUCUUGGUUUUGCUGGCACCAUUGAAAUCAACAUCAAUCAUGGUGGACAUACUCAAGCAGACUUGCUCUAUGGUUACCGGGGUGCUCUGUGGUUCUCCGUUGGCUUGACGGGGCUCGGAACUGUUCUCAGUCUUAUCUUCUUGCUCAAAAAUCACUCAAAACAGAAGUCAAAUGAGAGUAAAGCGGAAGAGAACAUACCAGAAAAUCAUUAA